CUCAGGUCAGCAGCGAGCGGAGUGAACAGAGCAAGGAGGAGGAAGAGCAGAGAAGGCGGCCGGCGUACAUGUCUUGCGCGGUGGCACCGGGCUCCCCGGUCUUCUCCCCGUCCCGCCUGCUCCUCCCCGGCGCGCCGGACCACCACCACGGCGCCUCCAACAGCCCCUUCCUCCCGGCCUCACCGCUCCGCUUCUUCGCCCUCCGCGCGCGCAUCCGCCCGGACCCGCCGUGCGCCAAGCCCCAGCCGCAGCCGCAGCCGCCCGCUCCGACUACUCCGACUGCUGCCCCCGCGCUCAAGCGGCGCCGCCCGGCGCCUCUCCUCGUCCCCGUCGCCGUCCCCGCCCCGCCGCCGGUGCUCGCUGCGGCGAAUGGGGCGAUGACGGACGAGGUGGCCGAGCAGGGAGACGGCUUCGCGGCCUACUGCCGCAAGGGCAAGGGCCGGAAGCGCGUCGAGAUGGAGGACCGCCACGUCGCGGCCGUCGCGCUCGGCGGGGACCGCGGGCAGGCCCUGUUCGGGGUGUUCGACGGGCACGGCGGGAAGAGCGCGGCGGAGUUCGCCGCGGGGAACAUGGCCCGGAUCAUGGCGGAGGAGCUGAAGCGAGGGGGAGGGGCGGAGGAGGCGGCGAGGCGGGCGUACCUGCGCACCGACCAGGAGUUCUCCUGCUCCUCCGCCGAAGACGUGGAGGCUCCCAGCGGCGGCGCGUGCUGCGUGACGGCGCUGCUCCGCGAGAGCGGCAACGGGCGGCGGCAGCUGGUGGUGUCCGGCGCCGGGGACUGCCGCGCCGUGCUGAGCCGCGGCGGCAGGGCGGAGGCGCUCACCGACGACCACCGCGCGUCGCGGCGGGACGAGCGGGACCGGAUCGAGGCGCUGCGGGGCGGGCUGGUGCUCAACUGCCGCGGCGUGUGGCGGGUGCAGGGCUCGCUGGCGGUCACGCGGGGCAUCGGCGACGCGCACCUCAAGCCGUGGGUGGUGGCGGAGCCGGAGACGGCCACGGUGGACGUCGACGACCGCUGCGACCUGCUCAUCCUCGCCUCCGACGGGCUGUGGGACAAGGUGGGCAACCAGGAGGCCGUCGACGUCGCCGCCGCAGCAUGCUCCGGUGGUCUGCCCGCCGCGUGCCGCCGGCUAGUCGAGAUGGCGGCGGCGAGGGGAUCCACCGACGACAUCAGCGUCCUCGUCAUCAACCUGCAACGCCCUCUCCGAUGAGGUUGUAACAGAAGCUAACACAAGAAGACUACGAGAU
Molecule: messenger RNA, 1245 nt
Organism: Lolium rigidum
Lineage: Eukaryota; Viridiplantae; Streptophyta; Magnoliopsida; Poales; Poaceae
Product: probable protein phosphatase 2C 32
Exons: 1
Coding region: 69-1208 (379 amino acids)
Biological process (GO): protein dephosphorylation
Molecular function (GO): protein serine/threonine phosphatase activity; cation binding
Source: RefSeq, a predicted model, not a curated record